Lobosporangium transversale is the source of this 353-nucleotide messenger RNA. RefSeq lists its product as hypothetical. The record is from RefSeq and is a predicted model, not a curated record. The transcript is spliced from 2 exons. The coding region runs from base 24 to 323 and encodes 99 amino acids. NCBI's taxonomy places the organism in Eukaryota, Fungi, Mortierellomycota, Mortierellomycetes, Mortierellales, Mortierellaceae.
AGCACACAUCGCAUUACUAUUCCAUGAAUUCAAAUACCGAAACUCCAUCAGCUCCAUCUGGCGUCAAUUGCCAUAUUUGUUCAAAGAUGGCAAUGCGAAAAGGGGUAGCGAAACACUAUCAAGAACCAGUCCGACAUUGCAUGUUGUGCAAUAAAAUGUUUUGCGAUUCCCACAAGAGCCCCUCUCAACCGACCGAUGGAGACGGAGGUGAAGGAGUAUGUGAAAUCAACCACUCAACCUAUUAUAGGAAGCGUCCGAAUAAGCCUGAUGUGUACAUGUCGUUGGAGCAACGGGCACGCGUUUUGGGGGGAGCAAGGCAGUAGCUAAAAUGAUGAUGUGUCUUUUAUGGGCGG